Messenger RNA from Zingiber officinale, 1554 nucleotides. RefSeq names its product pentatricopeptide repeat-containing protein At5g16860-like. Gene Ontology annotation, biological process: RNA modification. The transcript has 2 exons. Gene Ontology annotation, molecular function: protein binding; RNA binding. The record is from RefSeq and is a predicted model, not a curated record. Lineage: Eukaryota; Viridiplantae; Streptophyta; Magnoliopsida; Zingiberales; Zingiberaceae. Bases 1 to 1554 code for a protein of 517 amino acids.
AUGACGAGGGGUGAUGAUGGGGAUGAUCAGGCAAAGGCUCUGCACACACUCAGACAAGCACCCAGGUCGUUAGAGACAAAAAACCAGGGAAAAGCCCCCGGGUCAGGCCCUCCAACGCUCAAGUCAGGUAAAAUUAACCUUAUGCUCCAUCUACCCCAACACACCGCCCAAUCCCAUUCCCUUCCCCUUCGCCGAUGUCGCCGGCACUCCCUCGCCGCCGCCGCCCUUCGUAUUUCUCCGCCAUCCCGCCACGGAAAAUCCCUCCAGAAUGCCUAUAUAAGGACUACAACGCUUCGCCCACUUACCUCGUCUCCCCGCAGCCAGCUCGGCGAAUCUGAAGAACGACUCUGGGGUCUUCGCCGCCUUAUCGACGCCUGCUCCGAUCUCAGAUCCCUGAGGCUCCUCCACAACGACAUCCUCCACCUCAAACUUGAGUCCCACGCCCCCAUCCCCGCGGCCCUGCUGGCGGCCUAUUUCCGAUGCGGGGCGCCUGAAGCCGCACGCCAGCUGUUCGAUAGGAUGCCUCACAAGGACGUCGUCAGCUGGACGCUCAGAAUCACCGAUUGUUGCAACAGGGGGCAGUUCGAGAUGGCGUUGGGCCAUUUUAGGGCGAUGAUGGAACAAGGAAUCUCCCCGGAUGAAGUCGCGUUGCUUACAAUCUCGUCGGCGGUGGCACGGUAUGGUCAGCCCCAGCACGGGUAUGAGGUUCACGCCCAUUUGGUGAGGAAAUUUGGUAGGCUGCGCAAAGCCACAGUGACUUCUCUUGUGAACAUGUAUUCGAAGAUCGGGAGAAUGGACUACGCAAGCCGAAUUGCUAAUGCAGCGGUCAAGAACAACGUUGCAGCAAUGACCGCAUUGAUGACUGGUCUGCUUAAAGUGGAUGAUGCUCACGGUGCAUUGAUAGUGUACCAGGAAAUGAUGGAUUCAGGGAUAGAACCAAAAGAAAAGACCAUAACUUGUGCCAUUAGGGCUGCCUCAAAGUUGGGAUUACUUAAGCUCGGGACUCAAAUUCAUGGCCGUGCACUAAAGAAGAAGAUUGAAAUGGAUGAUCACCUACUCAGCUGCUUGAUCGACAUGUACAGUCUUUGCGGGGCUCCCACCCAUUUGUGCCGGCAAUUGUUUGAUCAAAUGUCUGUUAAAAAUGUAGUGUUAUACACCGCGAUGAUAUCUGCCUAUGGAAGACAAGGCGAGGGGCACAGUUCACUUCAGCUUUUCAAUGACAUGAGAGCAGCUGGUGUUCUACUAGACUCUGUUGCAUUUACCGCGAUCCUCUCGGCUUGUAGCUCAUCUGGGUUUUUGCGCGAAGGGUUGAAGUGUUUCAAUUCUAUGGUUGCGGAAUAUGGAAUUAGACCAAGGGAAGAACAUUAUGCUUGUAUCAGGGGCUUACUAGCAAAGAGUGGAAAGCUGGAGCAAGCAUAUGUGGUGAUAGAGCAUAUGAACUUGAAAGAUGACAGAGGCAUUUGGGAGGUUUAUUUGGAUGUUGCCAGGAUUCAUGGAGAUGUGGGGUGUGCUGAAAUUGCUUCAAGAAAGCUUUUGGAGAUAGAAACGGGGUAA